Micropterus dolomieu (smallmouth bass) is the source of this 3661-nucleotide messenger RNA. RefSeq names its product sorting nexin-18-like. Gene Ontology annotation, cellular component: cytoplasmic vesicle; plasma membrane. The record is from RefSeq and is a predicted model, not a curated record. Gene Ontology annotation, molecular function: phosphatidylinositol binding; protein binding. The transcript has 5 exons. Lineage: Eukaryota; Metazoa; Chordata; Actinopteri; Centrarchiformes; Centrarchidae. Bases 391 to 2064 code for a protein of 557 amino acids. Gene Ontology annotation, biological process: endosomal transport; endocytosis; protein transport.
GUAUGAAUUCGGUGAUUUAACUGAACCUGCCCCUGGCUCCACCCUCCGCUAGUCAGCCAGUCUACUACGUGUUAGACUGUAGCCUUUAACUUACAUGGAGAGAGAAGAGGAGAAAAAAAUAGCCUACUUUAACAGGCUGUGUCUGGAGGAAUAGCCUACUUCAGCUACACAGUCGCAAAUUCAUCAAACUCUAACCGGCAGUUUCCUCUGCGUUUUCCGACUUUGAUGAAGUUCUGCAUGGAAACAAAUGAUAUUUGAACCCGCGGACCGGAGCGGACAGUGGAGUUUCAGAGAGCUCUUAAAGGCUUAAUCCGGGAGCAGAGGGAAGUUCUUGGGCAACAAAGACCUGGACACAGAAACAAAAAAGACACAAGCAUUAUUAGUUAAAGUAUGGCAUUAAAGGCCAGAGUCUUGUAUGACUUCCACUCUGAAAACCCAGGGGAGAUCUCCAUAACAGAGAAUGAGCUGGUGACUCUGUUCAAUGAGGAGGAGCUGGAGGGCUGGCUUGAGGGGGAGAACAGCAGGGGGGAGGCUGGCCUCUUCCCUGCAUCUUAUGUGGAGAUCAUCAGGGAGCACAUCACCUCCAACACCAACAACAAUGGCUUGUCCUCGCCCAAAAUCAAAGUCCAGACACCCACCCACACUUCCUACACUUCCCCAGACUCCCAGUCUCAGAGAGGACUCGGGGCCGGUAGUGGUGGCAGUGGCGGGGGCAGCUUCCGCACCAGCCAGGGCAGUGACGACGACUGGGACGACGACUGGGACGACAGCUCUACUGCUACCGAUGCGCCUCAGGGUUUCGGCAGCACGCCGCCCUUGUACCCGGUGACGUCCUCCUUGCCCGGGCGACGUUCCAGCACCCAGCAGCAUCAGCAGCAGGCCAAGAGCUCAGCAACAGUGGGGAGGAACCUCAACAGGUUCUCCACCUUUGUCAAGUCCGGAGGGGAGGCCUUCCUGCUUGGGGAGGCCUCUGCUUUUGUGAAGGACGGGGAUAGGAUCUGCGUGGUGAUGGGGAAGCAUGGGCCGGAGUGGCAGGAGGACCCCUAUCCUUUCACAUGCACCAUUGACGACCCCACCAAGCAGACCAAGUUCAAAGGCAUGAAGAGCUACAUGUCCUACGGCCUGACUCCAACGCACACUAAUGUACAAGUCAACCGCAGGUAUAAACACUUCGACUGGCUGUACGCUCGGCUCGUGGAGCGUUUCCCCGUCAUCUCGGUGCCCCACCUGCCGGAGAAGCAGGCCACCGGCCGCUUCGAGGAGGACUUCAUCUCCAAGCGGAGGAAGGGACUGAUCUGGUGGAUGAACCACAUGACCAGCCACCCAGUGCUGGCACGCUGUGAUGUUUUCCAACAUUUCUUGACAUGCGGGGCAGAUGAGAAGGCCUGGAAACAGGGCAAGAGGAAGGCAGAGAGGGACGAUCUGGUCGGGGCCAAUUUCUUCCUCACAAUCAGCACGCCUGCUGUCCCUCUGGACCUCCAGGAAGUGGAGAGCAAGAUCGAAGGCUUCAAGACCUUCACCAAGAGGAUGGACGAGAACAGCGUGGUCGUGAAUACCACCAUCAACGAGUUUGCUCGCAAACAGAUGGCGGGGUUUAAGAAGGAGUACCAGAAAGUCGGACAAUCCUUCAAGCUCCUGGCACAGGCGUUCGAGCUGGACCAGCAGGCCUACUCUGCUGGCCUGAACAAAGCCAUUGCGGACACUGGCGAAGCUUACGAGGCGAUAGGAGAGUAUUUUGCUGAGCAGCCACGCCACGACCUGGAUCCCAUCUCUGACCUGCUGGACCUCUACAGAGGACACCUGGCCAACUUUCCUGAUAUCAUCCAUGUGCAGAAAGGUGCACUGACCAAGGUGAAGGACUGCCCAAAGCAGGAAGGUGAGCUCCACGACCGCUGCAACAUCAUUUCCUGCGCCACUCUGGCAGAGAUCCAGCACUUCCACCGCACCCGUGUACGGGACUUCCGCUCGCAGAUGCAGCACCACCUCCGUCAGCAGAUCGGCUUCUUCCAGAAGAUCACUGCCAAGCUGGAGGACACACUUCAGAGAUAUGACGAUGACCAAUAGGAAGCAAGAGAGAAGACGGAGAAGCUGGACCACAAAGGCCUUAAGGAAACUGUGGGGGGUGGGGGGGGGGGCUUUAAGAGGGGUUCAGACAAGGGUGACUGAUGGGUUCUUUCUACUGUAAUGGAGAAUAUCUUAACUUUCUUUUAAGAGAAACAGUGAUUGAUGGAAGAAAUACAGGCCUACCACUCGUUUAAGAAAUAUAGGCCACUGGACUGAGGAAUGACAGCUUCUUGGACUAUCUGGACGGCUCUGAUGAAUGUACCAGUAACAGGGAUUUUGCUGACGUUCCAGGCACAUCUUGCAACUCAGCGGGACUGUGACCGAUAUUAAAAACAGCUGCUCUCAAUUUAACGGGGCUCUCAAUUCAAGGAUUCGGGGUGGUGUGAUCUCUCCACUGCCACUUCAUGGAAACCCUUCAUAUACGGUAACUCGAAACAUAGAAAUGAAACUCCCCAAAUCAUGUAAACUGGAUGUUUUAAUUAUUGAAAGACCUGACUUGUUAUCUCUAUAUGUGUCUUUUUUUUUUACUUGAAUUACCUGUUCAGUAUUGUUUUGACAGCAUACAAGUGAUUAUUUCUGAAUAUGGAAAGAGACAAAGUGGGCAUAGUCUACUCUGUUGACUCACAUUAACAUCUCUCACAACUCAGAUGCUGUCACUUCUCUACCAUAUUAUAAUCAAGCCCUGUGUUCUGCAUUUUAGUCUGCGAUUGCCUGACCUGAAAUAAUAAUUGAUCUUGACUGAUUUUAUGUUUUUGACUUACUCCCUGCUUGUUUUGAGAAGUAGCUUUUUCUUUGGAUUAGAAAUGCAGGCAUUGGGGUUAUUAAAACCCAAACUCCACAUCAGUCUUUCUACCUUCUCUCAGUCUGGGGAGGUCAGAGGUCAGGCUCAGGGUACAGACACUUCAACACAAUGGAUGCUUUCUGGCAUUACAGCUUUGAAUCCACAUCUACCAGUUCAAUGCCACCGUGUGUUGACAUAGUUUUUUCAUUGUGAAAAAGUUACGACAAUCUUGCUGAAAAUCAGAGACUGUGUCUUUCCUCACGUUCUUCUCAGUGUCUCUGAGAUGGCCUUAUACUAGCACUUGAAGGCGCCAAAGUCGGAAAUGUCCCUUUAAGGAUGGUUGCUCUUCUCGGUAUGCUAACAUGCCACUCUAAAAUAUUAUUGUUAAAUCAGUAAGUAACCAAAAUAAGCUCACAGAACUGUUUGUGGCACCCUGGAGAGAUGUUCAGCAGACAACAUCCUGUGCCGAUUUAAUGAACCUGACUCGCAGAGCAACUCCUGAGUUUAAUCAGCAGGGGAUUCUUUAAAGAGCAUGAAUCAAACACCUGGAGUGAACUGUAAGAUCUGAUAAAUAUAACCAAUGUGCUCUCAAAAAUUUGGAAAACAUUUACAGUAGAUAACUGAGAUAAUCAUUUGAAUGCAUUACAACUGUAUCUAGCAUUCUUCAGAAGCACAUAAUUCACUAUGAUGCCACUCUUUCACUUUUAAUGCAACACAUUGGAACAGCAUUUCCGAAAAUAAAUGAAAGUAGAAUUUAUUUCAAUCAUAUAUCUGUAUUGUUGUCCGUCCAUAAAUAUAACUUAUAGUGUCACUCAA